This is a messenger RNA of Brettanomyces bruxellensis, 1020 nucleotides long. RefSeq lists its product as uncharacterized. NCBI's taxonomy places the organism in Eukaryota, Fungi, Ascomycota, Pichiomycetes, Pichiales, Pichiaceae. Gene Ontology annotation, molecular function: oxidoreductase activity, acting on the aldehyde or oxo group of donors, NAD or NADP as acceptor; NAD binding; NADP binding. The record is from RefSeq and is a predicted model, not a curated record. The coding region runs from base 1 to 1020 and encodes 339 amino acids. The transcript has a single exon. Gene Ontology annotation, biological process: glucose metabolic process.
AUGGCAUUUAAGGUUGCAAUUAACGGAUUUGGAAGAAUCGGCCGGUUGGUCCUCAGGAUUGCCGUGCAAAGAGAAGAUAUAGAUGUGGUUGCUAUCAAUGAUCCAUUUAUCGAGGCUGAUUAUGCAGCCUACAUGUUCAAAUAUGAUUCAACACACGGAAGAUUUAAUGGAACAGUUGAAUCCAGUGCCAAUAAGCUUGUGAUCAACGGCCAUUCCAUCACUGUUUACCAGGAAAAGGACCCGGCUAAUCUCCCAUGGGGGAAAAUCGGUGUUGAGUACGUCAUCGAGGCAACAGGCAUCUUCAAGACUAAGAAACUUGCCCAGAAGCAUCUUGAUGCUGGAGCCAAGAAAGUUGUCAUUACUGCUCCUUCAAAAGAUGCACCAAUGUUUGUUAUGGGUGUUAAUGCCGACGAGUACACUCCAGACAUUAAUAUCUUGUCGAAUGCAUCGUGCACGACCAAUGGUUUGGCACCAAUUGCGAAAAUCCUCAAUGACAACUUCGGAGUUGAGUCUGGUUUGAUGAGUGCCGUUCAUUCUGUCACUGCUACUCAGAAAACUGUUGAUGGUCCAUCCAAUAAGAAGUGGAGGGCCGGAAGAACAGCUUCCGGCAACAUUAUUCCAUCUUCAACAGGUGCUGCCGAGGCUGUUGGCAAGGUUUUGCCGGCUUUAAACGGCAAGCUAACUGGUAUGUCGUUCAGAGUUCCAACUACUGAUGUCUCUGUUGUUGAUCUAACAGUUAACUUGAAGAAACCAACCACCUACGAUGAGAUUUGUGCCGUUGUUAAAAAGGCUUCCGAGGGCCCUUACAAGGGAAUUGUUGGAUAUACUGAAGAUGCUGUUGUUUCUUCUGAUUUUAUCACUGAUUCUCACUCAUCUACUUUUGAUGCCAAGGCUGGAAUUCAGUUGACUCCAACUUUUGUCAAAAUCAUCAGCUGGUACGAUAACGAAUAUGGUUAUUCAACCAGGGUUGUCGAUUUGUUGGAGCAUGUUGCCGGUGUUUCGUCAAAGGCCAGAAACUGA